Molecule: messenger RNA, 747 nt
Organism: Fonsecaea erecta
Lineage: Eukaryota; Fungi; Ascomycota; Eurotiomycetes; Chaetothyriales; Herpotrichiellaceae
Exons: 2
Coding region: 1-747 (248 amino acids)
Source: RefSeq, a predicted model, not a curated record
AUGGUCGUGUGCAUGCUCAUCGACAUCGUCAUGAUCGUCACUAUCACGCUCGUCCUGUUCUGCUGUAUCCUCGUGUUGAUGCUCGUGUACAUCGUCGGCUUGCUCAUGACUCCCGUCAUCAGGACGGUUCGUGGAUGGUGUGUUCGUGAUGACGAGCAUCCCCACGAUCACGAGGAGAGGAUGAAGAUCACCGGGAGCGCAACGACGACCGAGCACCCGAUCAGGGCCGUGAGCAGCAAGACGGACUCGGACAGUAUGAUGAGCAGCACCGUGGAUGUACGCCGCACCUGGUACCUCUUCUGCCGCUGCUUCUCGUGGAGGUGGAUGCCGAUGAUCACAUACAAGUUCCCGUGCCCCUUCCCGUUCCUGAACGUGAACAUCGGCGUAGACGAGUCCACGCUCGUGAUGACGACCUGCAGGACCUGCGACAGACAAUACAUCGAGCAGAUGGCGAAGAUACCCCCCUACAACCGGGCGUCCAUGUUCAGCUCGUCGCACAUUUCCUCGAACAUCGCCAUGGGCAUGAACGAGUACCACAUCGCGUUGAGCCUGGGGCUCGGGAGGGUGAGCGUCCUGACCUGCGACAACCACGUUGCGUACAUGCCACUGAACAGCAUCACGGACAGGACCACGAACGAGUGCACCAUCGUGGACAUCGACGUCGAGGACCAGUCGAGAAGUGCAAGCACUGCCAGACGCAGACGAUGCCCGAGCUCAGGUUGUGCCUGCUGGGCAGGAGCGGGUUGA